UCUACCCAUGAACCUCGGCCAUAAAAAUAAUAAUGAAAACUAGCCGUUAGGCUUUGUAAGAAGGCGAGCCUGUGAACCUUGUUGCACCCACCUGACAUUUUUGUCUCGGGCGUUUCCUUUCUCCCAAUACAAGAUUCCCUCUCUCUCUCUCGUCUUCACGUGCAUCAUCACAGGAACCCCACCCCCCUUUGGCUCUCACUCGCUACAAAACCCUUCUACCAACUGAUUUUGUUUCUGUUUUAUUCACACGCCUCUACUUCUUCUAGACUAGCAAAACACACAAAGUAAAAUCUGAAUAAAGAGAGGAAAGGGAAAAACCCACAAAGCAGAUUCCUUUCUCUCCUCUCUCCUCCUCCCUCCUCUUUCUACAUUCUUUGCUAUUUCUUAGAGUUUAUGCCGAACCAAACUUUAGUACCUUUGAACAAUUUUUACGAAUACCCUUUUCAGAUUCUUGAGUCUAUGAUGGAAAGGGGGGCUUGCAUUUCAGAUAAGAAGAAAGAGAAGUGGAAGCUUCAAGAGGGAGUUCCUUCACUUCAUUUUUUGGCGUUUUUGAAAGAGUUCCUCCUCUGUACGGCCCAGUUUCUCUUGCUUCUUCUGCUUCUGAUUUGUGUCACUAACCCCGUCUCGGGCGAGGAUUGGGAUGGUGUAGUUGUGACAGCAGCUGACUAUCAAGCACUUCAAGCAUUCAAGCAUGAAUUGGAUGACCCGAGAGGGUUCUUGAGGAGCUGGAACGAUAGUGGAUUUGGAGCUUGUUCGGGAGGUUGGGCUGGAAUUAAGUGUGCUCAAGGACAGGUAAUUGUAAUCCAGCUUCCAUGGAGAGGAUUGGGCGGCCGAAUCACCGAAAAGAUUGGCCAACUUCAAGCACUUCGAAAGCUUAGCCUCCAUGACAAUGUGAUUGGAGGUUCAAUCCCUUCGGCACUGGGGUUCCUUCCAAAUCUCAGAGGGGUGCAGCUAUUCAACAAUCGGCUUUCAGGUUCAAUCCCUCCUUCAUUAGGUUCAUGCCCUCUGCUUCAGACCCUUGAUCUUAGUAACAAUUUGCUCACUGGGAUAAUCCCAGCUAGUCUUGCAAACUCGACCAAGCUUUAUAGGCUCAAUCUAAGCUUCAAUUCAUUUUCAGGUUCAAUCCCAGUUAGUCUCACUCACUCGCUUUCCCUUAUCUUCCUUCAUCUCCAACACAAUAACCUCUCUGGCUUUAUCCCAAACUCCUGGGGCGCAUUAAGCGAGCUCCAAGAGAUUUUGCUUAGUAAUAACCAGAUCAGGGGAGCAAUCCCCGUUGAAGUGGGGAGGCUCGCUAGGCUAAGAACACUGGAUUUAUCUCAUAAUGCCAUAACUGGAAGCUUACCUUCUAGUGUAGCCAAUCUAUCCUCACUUGUUGUUUUGAAUCUGGCGAGCAACAACAUUGAUAACCAAAUCCCAGAAGCUCUUGACAGAUUACAUAACCUUUCUGUUCUAAAUUUGAAGAGAAACCAAUUUAGUGGUAACAUUCCCUCAACUAUAGGCCACAUUUCUACGCUUACACAGCUUGAUUUAUCAGAGAAUAAUCUUACCGGAGAAAUCCCGGCUUCCCUUGCUGAUCUACAGAAUCUUAAUUCUUUCAACGUUUCUUACAAUAACCUUUCUGGUUCUGUUCCCACUCGUCUCUCCCAGAAAUUCAAUGCAAGCUCUUUUGUGGGGAACAUUCAACUAUGUGGGUUUAGUGGUUCAAUUCCAUGUCCUUCUCAAGCACCCUCGCAAGGUGGGCCGGCUCCAUCUCAAGAGAUAUCAAAGCCCCAUCACCGCAAACUGAGUACUAAAGACAUAAUUCUCAUAGCAGCAGGAGCCCUUCUCGUUGUUCUGCUCAUUCUGUGUUGCAUAUUGAUCUGCUGCUUGAUAAGGAGGAGGACUGCAUCAAAAGCAAAGAAUGGUGAGACCACAGGAAGGGCCGGUGCUGCAAGGGCUGAAAAGGGGGUCCCGGCGGCCGGGGUUGAAGUCGAAGCGGGCGGAGAAGCUGGAGGGAAACUAGUCCAUUUUGAUGGGCCAAUGGUUUUUACAGCCGAUGAUCUUUUAUGUGCAACUGCAGAGAUAAUGGGGAAGAGUACUUAUGGAACUGUCUAUAAGGCCACAUUGGAGGAUGGGAAUCAAGUUGCUGUGAAGAGAUUGAGAGAGAAGAUAACUAAAAGUCAGAGGGAAUUCGAAGCCGAGGUUAGUGUGCUUGGGAAAAUCCGGCACCCAAAUCUUUUGGCUCUCAGGGGUUUUUACUUGGGACCCAAAGGAGAGAAGCUUCUAGUUUUUGAUUACAUGCCUAAAGGAAGCCUUGCAGCAUUUCUCCAUGCUCGCGGGCCUGACACACCCAUUGAUUGGCCAACAAGGAUGAAGAUAGCGCAGGGCAUGACACGUGGCAUGUUCCACCUUCACAGCCUUGAGAACAUCAUACAUGGGAACCUCACAUCCAGCAAUGUCCUGCUUGAUGAGCACACGAAUGCCAAAAUUGCAGACUUUGGCCUCUCUCGGCUAAUGACAGCUGCUGCCAAUUCUAAUGUGAUUGCUACUGCUGGAGCAUUAGGCUAUCGAGCACCUGAGCUUUCCAAGCUCAAGAAAGCCAACACUAAAACCGACGUAUACAGUCUAGGCGUCAUCAUUUUGGAGCUCCUAACAGGGAAGUCUCCAGGUGAGGCGAUGAAUGGUCACGAUUUGCCUCAGUGGGUUGCCUCUAUCGUGAAGGAGGAGUGGACAAAUGAAGUAUUUGAUUUAGAGUUGAUGAGGGAUGCAUCUACAAUCGGUGAUGAGUUGCUGAACACGUUAAAACUGGCUUUGCAUUGUGUUGAUCCGUCACCGUUGGCUCGGCCAGAAGUUCAGCAGGUUCUCCAGCAACUGGAAGAGAUUAGACCAGAGACCGCCGCCAGUUCUAGUGAUGAUGGGAUUGGAAUCCCUUCAACGAGUGAUAUUUAGGAAGACAACUACUAGUCUAGUCCACGAUUCUUUUAUUCUUGAACAUUAAUUUUGUUUAGCAAUUGCAUUGGCGUCUGUAAAUACGAGUUUGUUUCAGUUUAUUCAAGGCUUUUUUGUCUUGAUCAUUUGUGAUUUGAUUUAAUCAUGCAAAAAUGAUUGUAGACAGGAGCCUUCCUCCUUCCCUUAGCGGAAUAAGAUUCUCUCCAUUCCAAGUGGUA
Messenger RNA from Alnus glutinosa, 3146 nucleotides. Its product is annotated as probable leucine-rich repeat receptor-like protein kinase IMK3. The record is from RefSeq and is a predicted model, not a curated record. Gene Ontology annotation, molecular function: protein kinase activity; ATP binding; protein binding. Lineage: Eukaryota; Viridiplantae; Streptophyta; Magnoliopsida; Fagales; Betulaceae. The coding region runs from base 394 to 2928 and encodes 844 amino acids. The transcript has 2 exons. Gene Ontology annotation, biological process: protein phosphorylation.